GUUUCAGUGGACUAUCAACUCUUCGAAAGUCGUGCGUCUUAACGCACACAAACCAGUUUCUUUGGCGCAUUUUCUGCUUUUACGCACCAGAAAAAGAAUAAUCCCGAGUGGAUUUUGUUUUAAUUUUGGAGGGCUGCUUUCAUCAUGAGCAGCGGACAGACAUAUGAGAAGAAGAUUGCAUGUAUUUUGACCGACCUACCAGGAUCUAUGAGUUGCCACCCGAACUCCAAGGACUCGCCAACUCUACCGGAGUCCUCGGUGACGGACAUGGGCUACUACAGCGGACAGGCGGCGCACGGGCAGCACGAGUACUAUCAGAGUCAGGCGUACGGACAGUCCAUGAACUCUUACCAUCACCAGUUUAACCUGAACGGAAUGGGAACCGCUGGAGCGUACGCCACCAAAUCUGAAUAUCCGUACACAAACAGCUAUAGACAGUUCGGACAUUACAACAGAGAUCACCUGCAGGCCUCCCCUCCCACCUCAGUGAAAGAAGAGCCAGAGCCAGAAGUCCGCAUGGUGAAUGGAAAACCGAAAAAGAUUCGCAAGCCGAGGACGAUCUACUCCAGCUACCAGCUCGCUGCUCUGCAGAGACGCUUCCAGAAGGCGCAGUACCUCGCGCUGCCCGAGAGAGCGGAGCUCGCGGCGCAGCUCGGCCUCACCCAGACACAGGUGAAGAUCUGGUUCCAGAACCGGAGAUCUAAGUUCAAGAAACUGUACAAAAACGGCGAGGUCCCUCUGGAGCACAGUCCCAACGCCAGCGACUCCAUGGCCUGCAACUCCCCCCCGUCCCCCGCAGUGUGGGAGAACAGCAACCAGCAGAACACCCCGAUCAGCAGACCUCAGGUCCCGCAGCCUGCGCACAGCUCGUCGCCGCCUUACCUGGAGGAUUAUAACAACCACUGGUACCAGCAGGGAUCCCAUCUACAGCACCCGGGCACCGUGCACCACCCGGUCCCACAGCAGAGUGUAGGAGCUGUUUAUUAACUCUGACUCCCAAACAGAUUCAUCUCCUCAUUCAAACGAGGUCUCUCCACAAAGACUCUGCAGAGCGAAGGUUACCUCGACCUGGAGCAGGCCCGAAGUGGAACAUUGCGCCCGCUUUUUGGAUGAGCAACAGAACUCGGUUUCCAUUCAAAAGCACAUGAGGGAUUUCCAAUCACUUGUGGCAGCAUAUUUAACGGAAAUCUGGCGUGGUUUUUAAAUUAUUUAUCGCUUCUGUUGUAUUUCCUUAACUCUUUUUGUAAAUGAAUAUGCAAAGUUUUUUUUUUAACAAGUAGCAUAAUCACAAAGCGAAUAUUGAAAAAAGAAACUGUGCAGUUGAUCCAUGCUACACUUAAAUCAUGCAUAAAGAGCGCGUCAGCAACACUCAGGUCAUAUUUAUAUGGAUUUGUACAAACCGUCGAAGGCUGUAAAUAUGUGUUUAUAUGCAGAACCACUAUGAUCAUUUUUUGUUUGAAA
This is a messenger RNA of Labrus bergylta (ballan wrasse), 1461 nucleotides long. It is a transcript of the gene dlx3b, whose product is annotated as distal-less homeobox 3b. NCBI's taxonomy places the organism in Eukaryota, Metazoa, Chordata, Actinopteri, Labriformes, Labridae. The record is from RefSeq and is a predicted model, not a curated record. Gene Ontology annotation, biological process: epithelial cell differentiation; embryo development; regulation of transcription by RNA polymerase II. Gene Ontology annotation, molecular function: RNA polymerase II cis-regulatory region sequence-specific DNA binding; DNA-binding transcription factor activity, RNA polymerase II-specific.